CUCAAGAGACAAGGCAGUCUGUGUUGUGAGAAGUGAGUGAUUCAGACUUCAGUCACCCGCAGAACAUGCAUUUGGUUGGAUGCGGUGUUCCGCUCCUCGGUUUAAUUGUGUCGGUGUGCUUUAUCGUCUCUUCUUCGGCUGAUAUCGACUCAGAUUCUUUUUUGUCUUCAUCUUCAGUAGAGAUAAGAGAGCUCAACUGUUCUGUGAAGAAAGAGUCGUCCAACUCGGAAUUUCCAGACGAUAUAUUCACAGACUACCAGAGAAAACAUGGAGCGAUCCUUUUCCACAUAUUGGUCGCACUCUACUGCUUCAUUAUCAUUGCGAUCGUAUGCAAUGACUAUUUCCUGCCUUCAGUUGAAUGCAUUUGCAAAGACUUGAAUUUGACAGAGGAUGUGGCUGGCGCGACGUUCAUGUCAAUCGCCACAUCGGCGCCAGAGCUGUUCGUGAAUGUGAUCGGAACUUUUCUGACAGAGUCCGAUCUCGGAGUCGGAACAGUGGUCGGAAGUGCUGUGUUCAACACUCUCGGGGUGGCAGCGUGUGGGGGAUUGGCAGCGAGUACUGCGAUCCCCCUGGAAGUGUACCCUUUGGCGAGGGACUGCGUAAUCUACAUCACAGUCGUAACCUUAUUAACGGGAAUACUUUGGGAUGAUAAAGUGUUCUGGUACGAAGCUAUGAUUCUUCUUAUUCUCUAUGUCCUCUAUUUCAUUUUCAUGUUCAGUGAAAAGCGAAUAAUUGCAGUACUAAAAAAGGUUUUUCCUCUGACAAAGACGUCCACAUUGAGAAAAACUGGCGUUUCCUCUUCAUGUGAAUCUCUACACCUUGAAACCGCAGAAAUUGGAACUUUCAAUGAGAAAGACAGUACUUUGGUUUAUGGCACAUACACGCCGAGGUACGGAACAUGUGAUUCGGUCAUACCGACAAUUGACGGAGACUUGCAGCAAAAAAAGCAAGAUUUGGAAAAACAAAAACCAACCGACACAAUACACCAGUAUCCACCUCAGCAAGAAGAGAAAGUGAGGAUAGACCCAGUGUGCAAGCCGCCCGACUGUGGACUGGUGUUCUGGUGGUGGCUCUUCACGAGGCCUGUCUCGUCCAUUCUGUGGCUGACCAUUCCCGACUGCCGGCUCUACAGGAAGCUCUACCCGAUCACAUUCUGCAUGUGUGUCGUCUGGAUAGGCAUCUGCUCCUAUGUUGUUUCCUGGAUGAUGACUAUUUGUGGUGAAACAUUCAAAGUUAGUGACGCUGUGAUGGGAAUCACCCUGCUCGCAAUUGGAGGAAGUAUGCCAGAGGCCUGCUCCAGUGUAAUCAAUGCUAGAAAAGGAAUUGGUUCAAUGAGCAUCAGCAACGCACUGGGAGCCAACACACUCGACAUUCUGCUCUGCCUGGGAAUGCCCUGGCUGAUAAAAACCCUGCUGCCGGCCAGAAUGCACGGUGGGCCAAUCACCAUCGACUCCCCCGGUCUCGUCUACAACAACGCCCUGCAAAUACUCUGUGUGAUGGUGUUGUACCUAUCGGCUGCAUCUAAUCGCUACAAGCUGAACAGGACACUCGGUUUUGUGUGUGUCAUCAUGUAUACACUAUUCAUAGUGUUCAUCAUAUUGAACGAGCUGAACGUUUUCAAGUUACUUCCAGUCAACCAGGAAUGUCCUUCGUGACAUUGAUGAGGUGAAAAAUGUAAACUUAUAAAGUACUUUCCCUACAAGGAGUUGUACACUAGUCAGAUUAGUUCAUUAAUUGUUCAUAAAUGUAUAUAGAACCAUUCAUCAGUUUCCAUCGACCAUCGACAGCUAAACAUUAUCUAAAACAAAUAUUUUGUACUGACCUCCAUAUGUGAGAAAAAUAGGUGAUUUAGAUCAACUCAUUUUUGGUUCAUUUAGAAACUGAAUGGUCACAAAACUGAGAUGUAUAUGAAAAUUUUGAAAGUGAUAAUAGUGCCUUUAUACUAAGGAGAGUGUUAAAUAUUUAGGCAAUAAUAUUCUAUGAUGUGUAUUUUUGAUUAGUACAAAAAUGAUAUGAUCCAGUUUUACAUUAUGACAAAAAUGUCCUUAGAAAAUAACAUCACUUGAAAUACUUUUUCAAGAACGUAGGCUGAUUAGUGAAAUAGAGGUUCUGGAUUUGAAAUUUCGUAUCAAAUCUAUUUUAUAAUACCUAUAUAAGAUGAAUUUUAUAUAGAUUUAUUGAUAGAUUUUAUAUGGUACCGUAUACAUUUUUAUGAUGAUUGUAAUUGAAACUAGUCUCAGAGACUAAUCAUCAAUAUAUUUUCAUUUCACUAAAAAUUUACGCUAAGAAAAGCUAGAACUUCAGUUCAUUGAUGACCCAAGUAGACCUGACACUAUGAGAGCAGUGAAAAUUGAAAUAUAAUGAUUAAAUUUAUUUUAUAGUCAUUGACUGUAAAAUACUGUCAUAGAGAUUCCUGUUGGAUAGUGGGCCUGCAUAACUAUAUGGGCCUAUAAUUUUGAAUCAAGAUGCUUACUGAAUAGAAUUUAUUUAUAAAAAUUUGUAUUGGAACAGCUAAAUAAAAAAUAAUACAAAGUUUCUCAUGCUUUAACCAUACCAAAUUGUCGUAUUAAAUAAUAAGUGACUUAAAACUUUUUUGAAUUACUGAUGUCUUUCAGUCUUUUUUGAAGACUGAUGCCAUUUAUAUGUUCCUUUGAGUAGACCUAUCACACAAUUACAUUGACAUUUUUAUAAUGUAUAAUUUAUAAUAAUCAACUUCGACUCCUCAAUACACGUCUAUAAACUAUUCAAUUUGAAUCAUUAUUAUUUUUAUCUGACUUUUGGUAUACUUUCUAAUCCAAAUUGAGAUUUUCCAGACUUUUUUGGAUAUACUAUCAUGAAAUACUGUACCGAUGCCAUACCAAUAAGAGUACCGGUAAUGAUGAAAGUUGUAAGUUAAGUUAUCUUGUUAUGAAUGAGUUUGCAUCUGCUAUAUGGACUAAUCAAAUUAAUUGAUUAAAACUACAUUUGUAAAGGAUCAUUUUACAUAAUGACGAAUGAUGAUUUAUAUUAUAUGAUUAUUUCCAUUAUUAUUCGAGUUGAAUAUUUUUAUAAGAUAAUAAUUAGUCUCAACUACUACAGUUACUGUAUAAGAUAGUUUUUGAAUGUAGAAGUAGCUGAAGUCUUGAUAAAGUUACACUGAAGCAUGAGCGAGGUACCGUAUGGCAGCCAAAAUUAAUAAACGAAGUUAGUUUAUCCUGAUUAUUCCAGGAGUGAUGAAAAACAUUUUUCUUCCAUUUUAACAUUUUCUAUUGAAAACUAUUUUUUGAAUAGUAUCUCGAUACUCUAUUACUCUAUUAGGCCUAUUCCAAUAACACUUCACAGUUGAAAUAAUUUCAACAUUUUUAUUUUUAUUAUUGUUUUAUGUGUAGAAAGUUGUUUAGAUUAAGAAUAUUCAAUAGUUGACUAAGAGUAAUCAUUAUUGUUAUAAUACUCGUAAAAUCUAUAAGAUAACAUCUGUGAUUUAUUAUAUAUGAUAUAAUGGCAGAAUUGAGUAGGCGUAAGCAUAAUAAUAUUGUGUACGAUGUGUUUGUGAGAUAUUAUAUGCUGGUAACUUGCAAUAACUCCAUUUUGAGAAUGUUGUGAUAUUAAAUUUAUUGUGCUUUAA
Messenger RNA from Nilaparvata lugens (brown planthopper), 3604 nucleotides. RefSeq names its product sodium/potassium/calcium exchanger 4. Gene Ontology annotation, molecular function: calcium, potassium:sodium antiporter activity; calcium channel activity. Bases 66 to 1655 code for a protein of 529 amino acids. The record is from RefSeq and is a predicted model, not a curated record. Lineage: Eukaryota; Metazoa; Arthropoda; Insecta; Hemiptera; Delphacidae. Gene Ontology annotation, cellular component: membrane. Gene Ontology annotation, biological process: calcium ion transmembrane transport; intracellular calcium ion homeostasis. The transcript is spliced from 9 exons.